CUCGACACCCAUUCCUCGUAGUGGUCAUGGCCGCUGUCAUCUGUAUUUUCGGGCGUUCGAAGGAAGGCGUUACCGCGUCACAUCAGCUAGUUUAGCCCGCGGCCGGCUGGCACCGUUAAUUGAGUCAGGCUGCGGAAUCGCCGAAGCUUGGAACAUGACACGGCGGCAUCGUCCCUGACUGCGGCGUCGAUCGGCCGAAUGCCAUUGGAACGCGAUGCCACUCUUCAGAAGGAAGCCAGACAAGCCACAAGAUGCGGGUGAGCUCGGAGGUGAGGUGUAUGGUCGGCAGGUGUCGAGGCACGGCUCGCAGGCCAGCCUUCACAAUGGUGCUGUUCCUGCCGACGUCAGUUUGCUCGAGGACGCUGCACCCCCGCCACCGUCUCCUCUGCAGUCGGCGGAGGAGGAGUACGAGCCAAACCUGUGCGUGCGGACAAAGUCUCGCCUCUCGAAGACCCUCGACGAGGUGCUGCAGGAUGCCGGGGCGCUCGCCUACUUCAUCCAGUUUGCCGAGGAGCAGGGGGCCCGGCCCUUGGUCAAGUUCUGGAUGGAGGCUCAGAGCUUCCACGCCUCGUGCCUCCUUCGCCGCUCGUCGCAUCGAACCUCCAGCAAGGACUCGCCACUGCCCCACAGGACGCCCGUGAACGGAGAGAAGGUCGAAAGGGACGGAGAGCAGCAUUCGGCAGGCGACUGCCGUCCCGUGGGCUGCCGCGACGGGAACGAGUGCCCCAAAGCGACGGAACGUGGCGUUCCUCGUUGGCAGGCCGACCCCGGCCCUCUCGGUAACGGACACGAGGAGGACGUGGCCCGUUGCCGGGACAACGAGCAGUCAACGUCCGGAACUUCCCCGUGCCUAGGUUCGCAAAAGAACGCGUGCAAGAGUUCGCAAAGCCAGCGUCUUUCAUCGAGUCCACGUUUGGGUGCGGUAGCAGCGCCGGUGCCAUUUGGAACAGACCCUCUGCAAGCGGCAGACUCGUCUUCUGAGGAUUUGCCGCGAGCCUUUGCGGGGGGGUCUGGUGCACAUCCGUCGUCCGUGCAGUGCACAUGCCCUCGCGAGUGGGACCGUGCACCGAGCGUCGCUGCAAAAGGGAGUGCGGGUGAGACAUCCUGUGGGGUAGUGCCGCCACCGACGGGUGGCGAAGGUGAAGCGGGUGGUCACAGGGGCAGUGUGGGAGGUACGAACUCGAGGACAUUAUUCACUUGCAAUCUGAAUGGUGCACAGUCGUCCUCUCGGGAAGGGGACAACGUCGACGCGACGAGUGGCAAGACCCUCGACAGCCAGGACAUCUCGACGAGGACGACGCCGGGACGGCGCGACAGUCUGAGUCAAGAUGCCAUGCACAUAUACAACAUGUACAUUGCUCAAAACGCACCACUUCCGAUUGGGGUUCCAGAUGACCUGCGGUGCCGCAUUCAAGAUUCCGUGUCUCGAAACCCAGUUGAGCCGGAAUGCUUCUUUGAGGCACAGCAGUUUGCAGUGAACCAAAUGGAGAAAGACCUGUACCCAAGCUUCCUCCGGAGCCCCUACCACUGCAAGCACCAGGUGGACGUGCUCACGAGUGGGAACGUGUCGCUGGCCGACAUACUGUACAAUGAUUCAGCGCUUUUCUACUUCAUGGAGUUUAUGGAGCAGGAGCAGAGCCGGCACCUGGUGGACUUUCUGCUCAUGGCGGACAACUUUCGUAACCACCUGUUGGCCGAGGGAAGCUACAACCCGACACAGGCCCAGGACGAUGCCAUGGUCAUCUACGACAAGUACUUCUCGCUGCAGGCGACCAGCCCCCUGGGCUUCAGUGAUGCGGUGCGGCUGGAAGUGGAGCAGAACAUCUGCCGAGAGGAGGGCCCCCUGCCCUCGUGCUUCGACAAGCCCGUCAUGGUGCUCCUGCAAUACCUCGAGAAGAACCACCUGAAGUCCUUCCUGUCAAGCCAGCUGUACGUGAAGUUCAUAUCCGAGUGCAUUGUCACCAUCCAGACGGCACAGAGUGACACAGACUCCCUGCGGCGGAAGAAGCGCUCUGGCAGCGACAGCAGCAGCAGCGAUCUUUCCUCACUGGCCUCGCAACCAUCAGCGGCCCCGACGACCACCAACACGUUGCUGGCUGUGGAUGGCAGUGGCAAGUGGCUGCCGGGCACCCCGAGCACGCGCCGCAUAUUGCGUCACAUCGAGGGCAGCGACAUGAAGAUCGACUCGGGCCAGUUCAACCCAGAUGCCCUCUGGAAGCGCAGCCUGGCUGGGAAGCUCCAGAUGGCGCAUGUCGACCACUUGGGCAAGCUGACGACCGAGUUCGAGCCAGAGCCGGACAAAAAGACAGGUUCUAACCUCACCAAAGCAUUCAGAAAGCUAGUCAACUGGGAAGCAGACAAGACUGAAGAGGACAUGGCAUGGCAGGUUGCCGAGAUGAUAGUCAAGGACAUCUGCAGCGUCACGCUGUGUCCCGAUGCCACCUCACAGGACGUCGGAUAGGUCACACUUUGUCACAUUAUGCAAGUAGGCUUUGUUGUUUUUCUCCCUCUACCUCGGUGCUUCCACACAGCGUCGAUGUUGAGCAAAGAGUGCCAAGACCGGGGCGGACCUCGGCAGUCAGCGGAGUAGUCCUCGGGUGGGAAAAAAGCCCCGGCGCGUGCAAUCUCGGCCCUGAGGAAGAGUUCGGCCCCUGCACUGGAAAGAGGACUCACAGGGCUGAAGCGAGGGACGGGCCGGCAACCAACACAAUAAGGGACACACGUGCCUAGCGCCACUAGCCUGCGCUGCCUGUCGUUGUGAUAACAAGCUGGUGCUCGGCCACAAAAAGGGCGGCAGAUCAACGUUGUUUCUCCCUGCCAGCUUAUCUCGACAGCGGGCUGGCUUGCGUGCUUCUUCUAGAAAGAUGAAACAAUAAACUCCCGCCUCUCUCCCCUUUUUUU
Rhipicephalus sanguineus (brown dog tick) is the source of this 2901-nucleotide messenger RNA. It is a transcript of the gene pkaap, whose product is annotated as A-kinase anchor protein 10, mitochondrial. Gene Ontology annotation, molecular function: protein kinase A binding. The record is from RefSeq and is a predicted model, not a curated record. Lineage: Eukaryota; Metazoa; Arthropoda; Arachnida; Ixodida; Ixodidae. Gene Ontology annotation, cellular component: plasma membrane. The transcript has 14 exons. The coding region runs from base 215 to 2461 and encodes 748 amino acids. Gene Ontology annotation, biological process: intracellular protein localization.